Durusdinium trenchii is the source of this 973-nucleotide messenger RNA. NCBI's taxonomy places the organism in Eukaryota, Dinophyceae, Suessiales, Symbiodiniaceae. The record is from the annotation of a GenBank genome assembly.
CUUUUCCAGAGCUACUGAGCUACCAUUCUUCGCCAUGGCGCGGACACAGUCCAAAGGGGAAGUGCUGCUGCAAAAGGUUGGUCGCCCGCGGAAGGCCUCGGGCAUCAGGUGCUGCAAGAAAAAGAUGCGUCGAUCGUUCUGUCAGCGUUCUUGUUUUGGGAACGAAGUCGUUUUGAGCUUUUGGGGAUGGCAAAACAGCGUGGGAAACACAUGUUCGAGGCCCAGAAUCGGCUGCCCAUUUCGUUGAGGAUUCUACAAGCUUUGUGUGUUUUGACCAGGAUUCGGGUCCGCUGCAGUGCCUUCGGGUCUGGCGAGGCCUGCGGAGGUGAACCCGGAGAUCAUGCCGAGCCUCCCGCCGUUGAGGUCGUUUGAGGCUUCGAAGUGUUUGCCCGGACUCUACGAGGUCACCACUGGAGUUGCACCUGUGAAGGGUAUGCCUCACAUCUCUUCUCAAGGGCUUGGCUUGCUCAAAGGCGGUCAUCGGUUUUUUGCUGUGCCGUACACGGUGAAUGGCUAUGAAUGGCUCAAACUUGAAAAAGAGGCUGUCCCGCCGCCCAUCUUCUCUGGUGUCGACAUGUCCAAUGAGAAGCUCAACAAGCUCGAAGAAAUGUAUUGGAAGUCCAUCCCAAGCCUGGUGGCGUCCAGUCCGUCCCUGUGCUCGGAGCCUGCCUUGUGGAUCCGCAACGAGGCCAAGACCUUAAGACUUCUACGCCAUGGGCGCAUUGAGCGUGCUAAGACCUGUGUGCAGCUGCCAAAGGAGGUGUCAAGGUCAACAGAUCGCAUGGAAAAGGCAAGUGCCAGCAUGAUCAAGCGCUUCAAUGAGCCCUUGCAGAACCGAGACUUGAAGGAAUGGGUCCGCUGCGGAGGUGGUGCGUGGACCAACUUCUCAGAAUACGGGUUGUUUGGCCGGCCCAAUGACAACUGCGGGCGUUGGCGACAACUCCAAGAUCGUCCUUUGAGAGGCGAUGCUUAA